This is a messenger RNA of Drosophila rhopaloa, 1052 nucleotides long. Its product is annotated as tenascin-like. NCBI's taxonomy places the organism in Eukaryota, Metazoa, Arthropoda, Insecta, Diptera, Drosophilidae. The transcript has a single exon. The record is from RefSeq and is a predicted model, not a curated record. The coding region runs from base 23 to 1036 and encodes 337 amino acids.
CACCUAUAAGACAAAUGACACAAUGAUGGGGAACCAGACCUUCAACGAAUGUCCUGCCAACAGCUACUGCGGCUCCUCCGGACGCUGUAUUUGCAAGGAGGGCUACGGCGGAUUGUAUUGCCAGGCCCUCUGCCCUGCGGAUUGUGAAUAUGGCAAGUAUUGCGACCGACCGGGCCAGUGCAGUUGCCAAAACGGCUACGACCGGAACUACCUCACCGGAAACUGCGUGCCCGUGUGUCCCGAGUUAUGUGGAAAUUUCGGCUUCUGCGCGGAGCCAAGCAAAUGCCAGUGCGAAAGUGGCUUUAAGAGGGUAGGGAGCAAAUGCAAACCAGUCUGUCAAGACGAAUGCGGUUCAAACUCUGACUGCAGUUUACCGAACUGGUGCGAAUGCUCCGAGGGAUACACGUUUGAUGCAGGCGGAGAGUGCUGGCCCAUCUGUGAAGAAGGCUGUGGCCAGCACAGCCGGUGUGUGAAGCCAGAGGUCUGUAAGUGUCAUCCAGGAUACACCGGCAACGAGAUGGGCACCAACUGCCAGCCAGUGUGCUCAAGUUGCCCGGAGAAUGCCAGUUGUAGCGCUCCCGACGUCUGCACGUGCGAUCCCGGCUACAUGGGCAAUGGUUUCAAGAACAGCUCCCAGCUCGUUUGCGAGGCGAUCUGUGAGAAGGGCUGCAAGAACGGGCAGUGCAUAGCCCCAAAUGAAUGUGUGUGCAAUGAGGGCUACCUGGCGGACGUCUUGAAUCCUGCCGAAUCCGUAUGCCGUCCCGUCUGUCGCACGGCCUGUGUGAAAGAAAGUGGGAAGAUGAUUUGCAAGGACCCGAGCUCCGAGGAAAUGCAUUACGUCUGCCGAAUGCCGCAGACUGAGGACAGCAUAUGGACUCCCAAGUGGAUGGUUAUCAUGGGCUGCUGUGCUGCAAUCAUCCUUGGAUUGGCCAUUGCUGUUGGGGCCAAAAAGUACUUUACCACCUGGCGCAACCUUGAAAUCCAAGCCGAACGACUGCACAACAUCUCGACAGAGUCUGUAAUCUACAUGGACUAACAGUAUUUAAUAUGUA